Messenger RNA from Penicillium longicatenatum, 294 nucleotides. RefSeq lists its product as uncharacterized. Lineage: Eukaryota; Fungi; Ascomycota; Eurotiomycetes; Eurotiales; Aspergillaceae. The record is from RefSeq and is a predicted model, not a curated record. The coding region runs from base 1 to 294 and encodes 97 amino acids. The transcript is spliced from 2 exons.
AUGUCUGAAGACCAUGAAUACCUUUUCGAAACCCCUACAGAGUCGUCAUCUCCCGACGCUGAUGGGAAAUUCGAGAAUACUCAGCCAGAAGUGCCGACCCAAGACUCUAUACUCGAGAACUGGGAGGACGACUCUCUGGGAUACAACUCUCGGAAACGGUCGGAAACACCUCCCGAAAAUAUUAGGGCAGGUGAUGAAGCAAGGUAUGCCGAGCAAGAGGAAAGAGCAGCGAAGCGCGCGGAUCAUGACAUGGACUACCAGGAGAAAUCAUCAACCAAGAGCAUCUCAGACUAG